GGGGCGGCGGCGCGGGGGCGGGGCCGCGGGGGGCUGUAGGCGGCGCCAUGGAGCGGCCCGGGGGCUCCGAGGGGGCCUGGGCCGCGCUGCUGGGCCGGCAGCAGCAGCAGGCUCGGGAAUACUGCCCAGGGGUGAAGAACCAGCCCUAUGUGUGUGAGACGGGCCACUGCUGCGGAGAGACUGGAUGCUGCACCUACUACUACGAGCUCUGGUGGUUCUGGCUCCUUUGGACCAUCCUCAUCCUCUUCAGCUGCUGCUGCGCCUACCGGCACCGCCGCGCCAAACUGCGUCUGCAGCAGCAACAGCGGCAGCGUGAGAUAAAUCUCAUCGCCUACCACGGUGCCUGCAACUACCCCACCUCCAUGAUGGAUCUCAGGAUGCUGGCUUCCUUUAAGCUGCCCGCCUAUGAGGAAGUGGCUCAUCAUCCCAGUACCCCUCCUCCCCCCUACAGCACCAUCCUGGCCCAGCUGGGUGGGCCGCAUAGCCGCCUGGGCUCCAGUCCCCUGACCCUGUCUCCCAGCUCAGAGAAUUUCACCAGCUGCUCUUGCGAGUCGAGCUGCCUCACCUCCCCCAGCAGCACGUCACUGUCGGUGCAGAUCACAGAUGAGACGGAGCGCAGCCAGGCCAGCACGCCCAGCGAGGAAGGCGGCAGCAGCAGCACGGGCACUGGCACCAGCUGGGAGCUGCCCGAGGAGCCAGCCCCCUGCGAGGCCCCACCCAAGCAGACCCUCUUCUCCUCCAACGUGGAUUUCUUCGAGGCCGACUACCACCGCUGCUCAGACAUCGAGGAGGAAGAGGAGGAGGGCGUGGGGGAGGAGGAGUGCGCGGCCCAGGGGGACAGCAGUGAGCACUUCCGGCACCGGCGCCUGACGGGCGAUUCAGGCAUUGAGGUGGGGCGCUGCCAGGAGGAGGAGGGUGGGGAGGACAGCGAGGAGGAGACGCACCUGCUCAGCAAGGUGGGGCCUGAGUCCCCCCAGCUAUCGGAGCGCAAGAGCCUCUGUGGGCCCCAGAGCGACGGGGGCAGUGAGGAGCCCGGCUCGCCUGUCCUGCCUGUCUGAGCCAAGCUGGGUGCUGCCCCAGACAGCAGCUCCCCGCGUCCUGCCCUGUGACCCCAGCUCCCUUCCCCUGCCCGGCACCUCCAGGGCUCUGGAGCGGCCCUUCCCAUCAGCCCCCACCUCUGUGCUGCUGGCCGAGGGGCAGAGGUCCCUGUCCUAUGCCUUACCCUGGCAGGCUGCCUGGGAAUCCUGCCCGGUGGGGUGGGGUGUG
This is a messenger RNA of Gopherus flavomarginatus (Mexican gopher tortoise), 1266 nucleotides long. It is a transcript of the gene WBP1, whose product is annotated as WW domain binding protein 1. Bases 48 to 1058 code for a protein of 336 amino acids. The record is from RefSeq and is a predicted model, not a curated record. Gene Ontology annotation, molecular function: WW domain binding. The transcript is spliced from 4 exons. Lineage: Eukaryota; Metazoa; Chordata; Testudines; Testudinidae.